Capsicum annuum is the source of this 1396-nucleotide messenger RNA. Its product is annotated as chloroplast processing peptidase. The transcript is spliced from 5 exons. The record is from RefSeq and is a predicted model, not a curated record. Bases 308 to 1195 code for a protein of 295 amino acids. Gene Ontology annotation, cellular component: chloroplast thylakoid membrane. Gene Ontology annotation, biological process: thylakoid membrane organization. Gene Ontology annotation, molecular function: serine-type endopeptidase activity. NCBI's taxonomy places the organism in Eukaryota, Viridiplantae, Streptophyta, Magnoliopsida, Solanales, Solanaceae.
AUCUUCGAUGAGAGCACUUCACUCGAGUAGUCCUUAUACUACAUGAAUCCUAGUUAGACUUCAAUACGAAUACCCGACAUAAUAUCAGUUUCAAAUCACAACUAUAUUAAUAUCUUCGAUGGAAGCGCUUCACUCGAAUAAUCCUUAUACUACGUUAAUCCUAGGUAAGAAUUCAAUGCGGAUACUCGACCUAAUAUAUAAAAAGAAAAAGAAAAAGCAUAUCUAUUUGUUAGAUUUUUUUCUUGAAAUCUAACUACCAAUUCAAAUUCAACUACACAUUGGAAUCAAGAAACUCUUCAAAAAUCCAAUGGUAGCUCUACAAUUCUUCUCUCCAUUCUCUUCAACACCUACAAAAUACCCAACUUUUCCAAAUUCCAAUUUCACCCCUUUAUCCAAAUCCCUCCAAUUCAACAACACCAAUUUCAAGAUUCUAAGUUUAAAGUGUUUGACAUGUAAAAAGACUCAAUCUUUAAGCUUUAUAUGUAAAGGGCUUAAAGAUGAAACAAAGAAAAUCUUGGAAGUUGACAGCGGCGGCGGCGGCGGCGGCGGUGGAGAUGGUGGUGGUGAAGAUGAUGAGAAGGUGGAAAAGGGAAAUGGGGUUUUGCCAGAAUGGUUAAAUGUUAGUUCAGAUGAUGCAAAAACUGUUUUUGCAGCUAUAGCUAUAUCACUUGCUUUUAGGUCAUUUGUUGCUGAGCCAAGAUUUAUACCUUCUUUGUCUAUGUAUCCUACAUUUGAUGUUGGUGAUAGAAUUGUAGCUGAAAAGGUCAGUUACUAUUUUAGAAAGCCGUGUCCCAAUGACAUAGUAAUAUUCAAAAGCCCUCCAGUUCUUCAGGAAGUAGGUUAUAGAGAUGACGAUGUAUUUAUCAAGAGGAUUGUUGCAAAGGAAGGUGAUAUUGUCGAGGUUCAUGAAGGAAAACUGAUCGUAAAUGGGGUUGCGAGGAAUGAAGAUUUUAUAAACGGGCCACCCAAUUACGAAAUGACACCAGUGCGUGUACCUGAGAAUUCAGUUUUUGUUAUGGGUGAUAAUCGGAAUAACAGCUACGAUUCUCAUGUAUGGGGAGCACUUCCUGCGAAGAACAUACUAGGUAGGUCCAUUUUUCGGUAUUGGCCUCCUUAUAGAAUUGGCGGGACAGUUCUUCCUGAAGGUUGCGCUGUCGACAAUAAGCAGGAGAGUAGUUUAACAACGCCUCAAUGACUUAGAAGUCGCGAUUUUUCCUUUUUUUUUUAAACCUUUUUGGAAUUGACAUGAAAAUGUAUUUGAAUUUUCUGUUCAUUGGCAUAGUACCAUAAUGUGUCUAGUUUGAAGCAGAGUGUAAUGUAAUGUACAAUAGCAGGCAUUUGACUUAGGGCUCUUAUUUGAGUCUAAGGUUUAUUUAUAUUGGAAACAACUUCUUUA